GCUACUGCCUCUUUCACCAGAGGAAAACAAGGCCAAUCGUUGUUUGUGGGUGGGUAUCUUCACCCAUCCAAAUUCCGCAUGAUAGCAAUCAUUGCCAAAUCCAAAACUAGCCAACUUGUCGCGGCUUGCUACGAAAUCAAGCUGUGCCGGCGGGUCUUGGUUCGUUUCAAGUCUGAAAGAGGCUGACGACGCAAAGCUGGACGACCCUCGCGUCCCGUGGAGGCGCAGUCGAUCGGUUGCCGACCACAAGCUUGCCACCCCACAAAACACGAAUCAUUCAUAGUCGAUCUAGAGCUCGUUGUAGACAGGGAUCGUCUUGAUGGACAACUACUAUGGUACUGUUUUAUUUGUGAUGGUUGGGUUUAGUGGGAGGUUCUCUCUCUCCCUUAACCUCCUGGCCAACUUUAAAACAUAUAACGAUACGAAGUAGAUCUCUUCGUAUUUAAGAUAAUAUAAGGUAAUACUUACUCCCCGUUACUUCUUUUCCGGUAGGUAUAUGUCUCUUUCUCUUUACUAUUAUUCCGUCGUCUGUUCUGUCUAUAUACAUACUAUUAGAACAGUGAAUAGUAGUUAUUCCUUUUUUCCUUUACCAGUACCUAUCUAGAACAACAUGUUUCCUUCGUUAUCUACUUUCUUCACAGUCACCGCUGCCUUGACGGUAACGGUUUAUUCCCUGCCGCAGGAUGGCAGUUAUGAUGGUGGAUACGGGGGUUCGGUCUAUUCGUCGACCUCUUCCUUCGCUUCAGUAACCCCCAGUUCGACGGCGUCCGCCUCUGCCGCCUCUUCGACGACCGCUUGCAAUAACUCGCCCGACCUAUGCAGCCGCUCGUAUAGCGAUAUCACUCAUAUGGGAGCUCACGAUUCUGCCUUUCUCCGAGACGCAAGCACGAGUAAUUCGAUAGCUGGCAACCAGUACUUCAAUGCUACUGUUGCUCUAGAUGCAGGGAUCCGAUUAUUGCAGGCCCAAGUCCACGAUCUGAAUGGCGCUAUCGAACUAUGCCAUACGUCUUGCAGUUUACUCGAUGCUGGGACUCUUCAGACUUGGCUAGCCUCCAUUAAGUCGUGGAUGGAUACUCACCCGAACGAAGUGGUGACCCUUCUGAUUGUUAACUCUGAUGGCAAGAGCGCAGCCGAUUUUGGGACCGUCUUCAGUGGCUCGGGUAUCGAUACAUAUGGAUACACGCAUUCAGGGACUACAUGGCCGACGUUACAGGAAAUGAUCAGUGCGAAUACGCGACUGGUGACUUUUAUCGCAUCUAUUACGGCGGAUAGCCAAUAUCCAUAUCUGUUAUCCGAGUUUGAUCAUGUCUUUGAGACUCCAUACGAGGUAACAUCACUUUCGGGCUUCAACUGUACCCUCGAUCGCCCAUCCUCCCAGAGCUCGGCCGGCGCUGCCAUCCAGGCUGGGAUGCUGCCUCUCAUGAAUCACUUUGCAUACAACUUACUCGCCGCUUCGAUCAUGAUCCCCGAUUCAGACAAUAUCACGAUCACAAACAGCCCGUCGACCUCUACCACAGGCAACUUGGGUCUGCAUGCUCAAACAUGUAACGAGCAAUGGGGCAUCAAGCCCGUGUUCAUACUGGUUGAUUUCUUUAACGAGGGACCGGCAAUCGAGACAGCAGAUAACCUGAACAGCAUCACCGCUGUUGGUCGAUCGAAUGCUGGCAUAACCGCAACAGUUGCGACAGCUACUGCUGGUCCGAAACGCCAGGGUCUCGGACUUGGCACCGAGGCCUUGGUUGCUUUCCUAGUGGCCUCCUUGUUACUUAUCUGAUAGGCCGGUCUGGAUCUGGAUAUCACAAGAUAGAAAAAGCCAGUCCCAGUCCCCUGGCUCUCGUUGUUUUACUGCAUAGCGGUGGCGUUUCAUUGUUUUAGGAGAUGGCAUAAAUGUUAGUAUUCGGAGCAUAGGACAGGCAGGUACUAUCAUAUGGAUUGAGCAUAGGGGGUGCGUGGCCAAAAAUAGUCUUAGAAUGCUCUUUAUACCAAGAAUGAGCUCUAUAGAGUUUGGGACCGUGGUAUAUACAUAGGUCUAGAUAUUAGGGACAUAAUAUACCCUGAUUAGUAGUUAACCACCU
Daldinia loculata is the source of this 2075-nucleotide messenger RNA. RefSeq names its product PLC-like phosphodiesterase. Gene Ontology annotation, biological process: lipid metabolic process. The record is from RefSeq and is a predicted model, not a curated record. Bases 611 to 1774 code for a protein of 387 amino acids. The transcript has a single exon. Gene Ontology annotation, molecular function: phosphoric diester hydrolase activity. NCBI's taxonomy places the organism in Eukaryota, Fungi, Ascomycota, Sordariomycetes, Xylariales, Hypoxylaceae.